Messenger RNA from Linum tenue, 1938 nucleotides. The record is from the annotation of a GenBank genome assembly. Lineage: Eukaryota; Viridiplantae; Streptophyta; Magnoliopsida; Malpighiales; Linaceae.
AUGGGAUUCCUUCCAUUUGGCUUCUGUAUUCUCUUCUUGUUCUUCUUCUGUAGUGUUCAGGCUCAGCAAGCUUACAUUGGGCAGGGGACAAACAACUGUUCGGUCACAACAAAUUCAGCUCUGGGAUACUCCUGCAAUGGCGUCAACAGAACCUGUCAAAGCUACCUCACCUUCAGAGCUCAACCUCCAUUCACAACUGUUGCUUCAAUCUCCACCCUCAUGGGUUCUAACCCGUCUCAGCUGGCAGCAAUCAACUCUGUCCCUCAAACAGCAACCUUCAACACAAACCAGCUGGUUAUUGUUCCUGUUACUUGCUCGUGUUCAGGUCAGUACUACCAGUCAAACACAUCAUACGUUGUUCAACCUGGAGAAAGCUUUUUCCUCAUAGCUAAUGAUACUCUGCAAGGACUCUCUACUUGCCAAGCUAUUAGAAAUGGGAAUAGUAGAACAACGGUCAAUAUAUUUCCCGGUCAACGACUUAAUGUUCCUCUUAGAUGUGCUUGCCCUACGAGGAACCAAACUGGCCAAGGGAUCAAUUAUAUAUUGAGUUAUUCAGUCACUUGGGGGGAUAUGGUUUCAACGGCGAGUUCUAGAUUUGAUGGUGAUACUAACUGGACUCUCCAGGCUAACGGACUUACUCAGCAGAGUGCCACAAUCUUCCCAUUCACUACCCUCCUGAUCCCACUGCAAAACCCGCCGUCCAGUAUCCAAACUGUGUCUCCGCCACCACCUCCAGCUUCCCCUCCUCCACCAGUCCAGCCUUCUACACCUGGCUCCAGCUCCAGCAAGACGUGGGUCCAUAUCAUUGCUGGUGUUGUUGGAGGAAUCGUUGCUACUUUGGCUAUUGUUGGAAUUGUGGUUUACUGUCUGCGGUUCCGGAGAAGGAAGGUGAAGUUGGAGCCGACUGGCACUUCUUCCGAGAGCUUUGAGGCUGCGGAGAAGAAGUCUACGAAGAAUAAGGGAGAAGAAGAGCCUGAUGGUUUCUUCUUGGAGAGGUUAUCUAGUAUUGCCCACUCCAUCCAAGUUUACACAUUUGAGGAGGUGGUGGCUGCGACUGAUAAUUUCAGCCCCAAAUGUUUGAUCAAAGGGUCUGUUUAUCGAGGCAAGAUUAAUGGUGAUCUUGCUGCUAUCAAGAAAAUGGAUGGUGAUGUGACGAAGGAGAUUAAUUUACUGAACAAGAUCAACCAUUCCAACCUCAUUCGUCUCUCUGGUGUCUGUUUUAAUGAUGGCAAUUGGUAUCUGGUUUAUGAGUUUGCUGCAAAUGGAGCUUUGAGCGAUUGGAUCUAUUCAUCCACCAACGGUGGAAAGGCAUUGACUUGGCCUCAAAGAAUCCAGAUUGCUGUGGAUGUAGCUUUGGGACUCGACUAUUUACACAGUUUCACGAAUCCUCCACAGGUUCACAAGGAUAUAAAAGCUGGGAAUGUGCUUCUCGAUGGUGACUUCAGGGGCAAGAUAGCAAACUUGACACAUGCAAGAUCGGCCGAAGGACAGGAUGGGGACUUCAACCUUACAAAGCACAUUUUUGGGACGAAAGGUUACAUGGCUCCCGAGUAUUUGGAGAACGGUCUGGUUUCUACAAAGAUUGAUGUUUUUGCAUUUGGAGUUCUUCUUCUGGAGAUGAUAACUGGGAAAGAAGUUGCUUCCUUGUAUAAAGAGGGAGUUGAUGGUUUGUCUGGUGUUGUGAAUGAAGUUCUUCUUUCUCAAGAUGGUGGAGAUAAUAUCAUGGGAUUUCUUGACCCAUCAAUGGAAGGGAACUUUCCAUUAGAGUUUGCUGGCUUUGUGGUGAGGCUAGUUGAAGGCUGUCUUAAAAAGAACCCUGGGGAGCGUCCAGCUAUGAACGAGCUUGUGCAAUCUCUUUCAAGAAUCUUGACAGCUUCACUGUCAUGGGAGUUAUCGAACAACAUCUCAGAGUACAGGAAUCUCAGAGAUGAAACUUGA